Amphibalanus amphitrite is the source of this 4244-nucleotide messenger RNA. Its product is annotated as brevican core protein-like. The transcript is spliced from 2 exons. Bases 440 to 1192 code for a protein of 250 amino acids. The record is from RefSeq and is a predicted model, not a curated record. NCBI's taxonomy places the organism in Eukaryota, Metazoa, Arthropoda, Thecostraca, Balanomorpha, Balanidae.
GACGACCCGAUUAAAGCUUGCAGUAUGAUUCGUUAGCUCUCUGUUACAAAACAUUCCCAAUGUUGAGCCGACAUUCACCGUGAUUGCGCCCGCUCUGAAGUUUCCAUUUUCCGUCCGUGACACCAACCUUUAAGGCCUUGCACAUAGCUGAUGUGAUUAACUACCGUCGGUGGGGGCACCUCGGUUGAUAAUUCUUGGCCCUCCGUCAAAUAUUCAUACCGCCUCGGCGCGUGGCGGCCGGAACUAACGUGGCGUCACUGCCAAUGUUGCGGUCUCUGUUGCGUCGUCGUCAUGUCAACUAUCAGACGAGUCGCCGCCCAGCCCAUGCUGAAACUAACGUUUCGUUGGCGUCGUCGGUUCCGUCGUCGGCUUCGACGCUGGGCAUCUGUUUUGUCUCUGAUAAAGCCUCGGCGCCGGUCGUCGAGCGCGGACGUCCGAUAUGUCGGCAGCGCUGGGCGCCACACUGCGCCGAUUGUCUCUGUUAUCACUCAGCGUUCUAACGCUGGCCAGUAAAUCUCAGUUCACCAAGAAGCCGGUCCAGUUCACCGAUUCACCCGUAUCAAGUUUCGCCGCUCCGUCGCGUCUGUUCUGUUCGGCCAAAUGUCAGAGGCAGGAGGCGACUGCUUGCGGCGGAUUCGUCUACGGAGGUGAUGGAAUGUGUCACCUGUACAAUGGGCGAAACGUGUGCGAGGGACCGGCUACCCCGCCCGACGAGGGCCAGCCGACGUCAGAGCGAUGGAUCAGAUCAGUCUGCCCAGGAACCAUCGGCUCGCGUUGCAGCUGUCCCCCCGGUUUUACGCGCUGCGCCGGUCGCUGCUACCGUCGAAUCGCCCUAAAGAAGGUGCUCUACGCCGAAGCGGAGAGCCAGUGCGCCGCGCUGGGCGCCCACCUGGCCGUGCCCCGUUCGGAAGCCGAGAACCAGUGCGCUAUCAAUCUGGCUGUUGGCGAUGAUGUCUGGUUGGGAGUCACCGACGAGGUCACCGAAGGCACGUGGAUGGGGAAGGACACCUGCGGACGAGUGUCGCCUCCUGCAGCCUGGUGGAUGUUCGGCGAGCCCAACAACUGGGGCGAUACCAACAACGCCGAUUGUAUCUACAUCCGCUUUUCGGCGGAGUGGGCGGACUGGGACUGCCCCACGCUGAGUUUUCCCCUGUGUCAGCUGUGGCUGUGUCAUAGAGAAGAUUGCGCCUGAGCAGGGCGGGAGCAGAGCUCAGACGCCAGCACAAAUGCACACCAACAUUUUUGAGUGGUUAAUGUAUAUUCAAAAAGCUGGAACAGAGUGGGGUUAAGGGCUGUGCGUUGGUAACGGUUUCAGUUCAAUUUGCUCGUUCCGGUAAUUAUUAAAAUUGUGUAAAGGUAUGUAACAUAACCCGACAAAGAUAACAAUGGUGCAUGCUGCUGCUGCCUGCAAUAACGUGCGCUGCGUUUCGGCAGAAAAAUAAAACGCGAAGAUAACACUUCGGUCUAAACAAUAGACAUAUUUUACUUACUCGAAGAAGGUAUUCAAGAGUACAUUGAAUAACAAUAAUUGAUUAUUGCUCCCGCCGGCACAGGCCAUUUUGUGUCCUUCGACGGCACAGGAGAGGGGGGGAGGGUACAACCCCCUCGCGUUUGCCCCCUAAUUAAGCUAGACCCUCGCGGAAAAAAAUCAUCGUGUAGGUCGUCAUGAGACGAAGCCAACGGUACCUGGUUUUAAGGUCAUAGGUCAAAUGGUGACCUCUGAGGUCAGGUCAAUGACCCAAAAGUCGGGAAAAUCGGUACCUGUUAGAACGUCGUAAAGUGUGGCUGCCUCAGGGUUUAUCGGGGUGCUGAUCACGAAUAUCGUGUUAGUUUUGAUCACAACGUUGCCUUCAUACAUUUAGGCCAGGUCGAGUCAGGUCAGGUCAAGUCAACCAGUAAGGGUCCUGCAGGGUGUUCGCAGUAGGUGUCAACCACCUCCGACAGCUUCGUAACAUGUUACGAAGGUACCAAAACUAUUUCGUAAAUGUUCAAAUUGUUGCUAAAUUCGAAUGCAGCUCCAAAAACUAGCCUAGAAACAUAUAAAACUCGAAAAAGUGAACCAAGGUCAUCAAAGCUCAGUGUCCAGUGACCUGACCUGACCUUCAGGUGACAUUGACACCCACCCUAAUGCAUGGGACCAACAUCAUAUCACCUGUUUGAACGCUUGAAACCACGCAAAGACUGCAAACGCGCCGCUAAUGCGAGCCGACAUACGAAUUGUUGAGAUGAAAAAUGAAAUGCCCUAGGAGUGAGGACGCGAUCGAGAAGUGUACAAUAGUGUACUGUGCGGAGUUUGUCAGCGUCUAACGUGUAGGAGGGAGGGGGGGGGGUCGGUCGGACCCCCCCCCCCCCUGCCGUUCGAUCCCUGAUCGUGCUAGAAGUUCGGCACUGAUGUCCAAAGGUCAGAGCGCAAUCUGCACGUAAUUGUUGCAAAAUUAACCCAACGGUUAGGGUCGGUCAAGCGAAAGGUGAUGGCUUGCUUAUCGUGUAUAAUUUAACUCAAGAACAGAUGGUUAUCUUAUUCGUGAGCGUUGGUCUAAAUACGCAUGUAACCGUUAACUUUAUCACGAGUACAGCCGUAUUGUGGGACAAAAGCGCGUGAGCGGCUGAUCUAAGACGUUUUAUUUUGUUGAGUGUGUUGCUGCCAUAACGUUAUUGUUGCAAAGUUAGUCAUAUAAAGUAUCAACAUGCAUAGUAUAUGCCUACUACACAUAGCACACUGCUCAGUGCACCGGCUUUUCGUAUAAAAAAAAAACACAGACAUUGGCCGCACAACGGUAAGAAGUUACGGCUUACGAUCGCAUGACCGUUUCAUCAAAAGCAGAGGAAGCUCGGACAACGCCAUAAAAGGUAUUCGCAACCCAUACUUUUAUAUACCAAAUAGUAUAAUAAUCCAAAUUCUUAUAGAAACAACCUCAUAAUCAUAUGGGAAAAGAUCGCUGACAAGCAAUGAUGGACAGAGAGUAUAAAAUUUAUUACAAUAGUGUAACGUCUAUACUCGAUGCAUAGACCUCUGUCUACCUCUGUAUACAGAGGUCUAUGCUCGAUGAUAUUCACACCUGUCCGUGCUUCUAUCCUCAGGAUACUGAAAUCCUUCUCCUCCACGCCACAACCCCCUUCCGGGCUGGGCAGGCAACUUUAUCUCAUGCGGGCUGCUCCCUUGGAGCGGCACCGCUGCUCCCGAGGGAGCGCACCCCGUAGCCGGGUGCAGUGAGUGCCUUGGGGCUGGGUGGCCUGUCCUCUGGACGGGCUCAGCCCCGGCGACUCACUAGGGUGCCUGCCCAGACCAAUGUCUCCCCCUAAUUCCUAUCAUCCUUCCGGCUCUGCAAUGGUCUUGUCAGACCGAAAGGGCCUAACCCAACAAAACAACCAAACAAACGAUGAUAUUAUGAUCAAGCAUAACACGCCUCACUUACAUAUGUGUGACGACAUCUUUCACUGGUCACGCUACACGCGCGUGACCUGAAGAAUCAUAGGACCAUUCUGGCGUACUUUGGCUCACAGUGAAUGCGUUAUUCAGUGCGAUUAUUCAUACCUAUAGCUGGAAUAGAUAUGACGCAUUCCACCCAAUAAAUUCACGAAGAGCCGACCGAUAAAAGCCAGAUGAAAGAUGAAAGUCCUCUACCAAUGAAAGCCCAGCGUAUUCCAACACAAUAGGAGCAUAGACCGAUAGCGUUCCUUUCAAGCGUAAGUUAUGACACAUUUUCACUAUGGAGUGUACCGGAUAGGUAGGUAUGUAUAUACAGUCUGUCUUAAAAGUACUGCGCAAAGUGACGGUGGAUCCUUCAAGCCUGACCGAGGAAUGGCCUGCUAUAAUCUAAAAGUCACCGAACCGAUUGACCUGGGGAAUGGACGAGGAUGUCAAUUGCUUCGGUGAAGCUAUAUAGGCAAGGCACUUUAUAGCCAUCGGCCAUCGCUCAUAUCUUCCCCCGUAAUAAACACCCGUGGAAAGUGCUCGACGUUGAAACUGAUGUCGUUGGGGCCAUACCUAUACAUCAUACAGAUAUAUAAUAACACACUGUCACCGAGGGGACGAACAAAAUUAUGAAUCUAAAAUACCUACCUAUUCUUUUGAUUUAUAGGGCGCCAUCAUAAACCCUGGAUACAGAGAUCGAUGGUGCACAUACCUACCAGAACAGUAAAGUCCCCAACAUUAUUUGCGCUCUAUACGUUCCCUGCGCUCUAUACGUGUUACACAUUGCACAUUCCGACUUCAGUAAUUCUGAUCUUAUCAUCCAGCGACG